Molecule: messenger RNA, 4699 nt
Organism: Conger conger (European conger)
Lineage: Eukaryota; Metazoa; Chordata; Actinopteri; Anguilliformes; Congridae
Gene: zyg11
Product: zyg-11 family member, cell cycle regulator
Exons: 15
Coding region: 333-2666 (777 amino acids)
Cellular component (GO): Cul2-RING ubiquitin ligase complex
Molecular function (GO): protein binding
Source: RefSeq, a predicted model, not a curated record
UGACAAUGUACUUCCUCUGUCACGACCUUGUUUAUUUGUCAAGUCUUGCAGUUCCUUCCUCUCGCGAUUCAGCAUCAAAUUGGGAGCUAGCUACUCAUGGAAAACAUUGUUCUUACGAACUUGACACCCCUCUUAGUUAAGGAGUCUCAAGAAAACAAUGCGACGUGAUUGUAAAAUAUUUGUUGUAACAGUACAACUAAUCAAGUUAAAUUAGCUAGCGCUAGCUACGUACAGUAGCUAGCUAGACCACAAGCGAGCCUCUGGCAUUUUUGAAUCGUGUUGCAUUUAUAUUGAUAGGUAGCUAGCUAUCUACCGCUACUGCCAGUUUCGUAAUGGAUGAGGCAUCUCCUGCGUCCCUGGCCGACCUGUGCCUGUCGCUGGUGAGCAGCAACCUAGACAGGUUCUGUGUGAAACGCGCUGACGGGUCCCUGUGUCUCCGUGAGUUCCUGGUCUUCCCACAGGAGCUGGCGGACCAGCUGCUGUGCAAGAUGGCCAUGGAGGGUCUCCUGAACGACAGCACCGUGGGCAUAUUCCGCAGCUGCCAGUAUCUGCGUCUGCGUCGGGCCUGCAUCCGCACCGCGCGCAUCUCCGCCGAAGCCUUUCGCCGCGCCCUCUGCCCUCACCGCCUGCUGGAGCUCGACGCGGCCAGGGUCAACGCGGACCUGACCAUCGCGGACAUCCUCCGGGGGCUGGCGUCCAACAAGGAGUGCCAGGACAGCCUCCAGCGGCUGGUGCUGAACGGCCUGACCAUGUCCCUGGAGGAGCCCAGCCGGCGCUGCUUCAGCUCCCUGCAGGGCCUGCGGGUCCUGAGCGUGGCCAACGUCGACUUCUACGACUCGGGGCUGGCCGACGUCUGCGCCCUGCCCCGGCUGGAGAGCCUGGACAUCUCCAACACCUCGGUCACCAACCUGACGCCCCUGCUGGGCUGCCGGGCCCGCCUGCGCUACCUCACCAUGCACCAGCUGAAGCGGCUGGAGAUGACCACGGCCCAGCUCCUCCUGGUGCUCAGCCAGCUGGACGGCCUGCAGCACCUGGACAUCUCCGACGACAAGCAGUUCACCUCCGACGUGGCCCGGCAGCUGCUGGAGCAGCCCGCCAUCCUGCCCUCGCUGGUCUCGCUGGACGUGUCGGGGCGUAAACAGGUGACGGACGCGGUGGUCAAGGCCUUCGUGGAGCAGAGGCCUGGCAUGACCUUCGUGGGGCUGCUCGCCACCGACGCGGGAUUCUGUGACUUCCUGUCUGGAGAGGGCAGUUUAAAGGUAACUGGGGAGGCAAACGAGACCCAGAUCUGCGAGGCCCUGCGGAGGUACAGCGAACGGGAGUGUUUUGUUCGGGAGGCCCUGUUCCACCUCUUCAGCCUCACGCACGUGAUGGAGAAGCCACGCCCAGAUAUCCUCAAGCUGGUGGUGAUGGGAAUGCAGAACCACCCGGUGACGCUGCACGUGCAGCUGGCAGCCAGCGCCUGCGUCUUCAACCUGACCAAGCAGGACCUGGCAGCGGGCAUGCCCGUCCGCCUGCUGGGCUCCGUCACCCAGCUGCUGCUGGAGGCCAUGAGGACCUUCCCCAACCACCAGCAGCUGCAAAAGAACUGCCUGCUUUCCCUCUGCAGCGAUCGCAUUCUGCAAGAAGUUCCAUUUAACAGGUUUGAGGCCGCCAAGUUAGUAAUGCAGUGGUUGUGUAAUCAUGAAGACCAGAACAUGCAGAGGAUGGCAGUGGCCAUCAUAUCUAUUCUGGCAGCAAAGCUGUCCACAGAGCAGACGGCACAGCUGGGCGCAGAGCUGUUCAUUGUGAAGCAACUCCUGCACAUCGUGCGUCAGAAGACCACCCAGGCCACAGUGGACGCCACGCUCAAGUUCACACUGAGCGCGCUCUGGAACCUGACCGAUGAGUCGCCCACCACAUGCCGCCACUUCAUAGAGAACCAGGGCCUGGAACUAUUCAUAAAAGUGCUGGAGUCCUUCCCUUCCGAGUCGUCCAUACAGCAGAAAGUCCUGGGGCUGCUGAACAACAUUGCGGAGGUGGGGGAGCUGCACUCGGAGCUGAUGGUGCAGGGCUUCCUGGACCACAUCCGCAGCCUGCUGCACAGCCCCGAGGUGGAGGUCAGCUACUUUGCGGCGGGAAUCCUGGCCCACCUGACCUCCAGGGGCGAGGCAGUUUGGACACUCGGCCUGCCCCUCCGCUCCACACUGCUGGAGCAGCUGCAUUCUGCCAUCCAGGACUGGCCUCCUCCGGAGUGCGAGAUGGUGGCGUACAGGUCCUUCAGACCCUUCUUCCCCCUGCUGGAGUGCUUCCAGACCCCUGGCGUGCAGCUGUGGGCUGCCUGGGCCAUGCAGCACGUGUGCAGCAAGAACGCACCCAGGUACUGCAGCAUGCUGCUGGACGAGGGGGGCCUGCAGCAGCUGGAGGCGGUGAGGUCGCACCCCGACACCCACGCUGACGUCAGAAAGCUGGCCAAGAGCAUCCUGGACAGCCUGGAGCGUCACAGAGCCCGCACCGGGCAGCCCCCGCCCCCGCCCCGCGCCGGCCAGCCCCCGCCCCCGCCCCCGCCCUCCCCCAGCGGGCAGCGCCCCCCUGACACACAGACGGGUGGGUCAGAGGAGCGAGUGUGCCAGGGUUCAGCCGCAUGCUCAUACAGCAGCAGAGGGGAAAGUCCACAUCUGUGUUGAACUUCAGAAAGACACCCCGUGAUGGUGCGGCAGCGGACGGCACUGAAAGAUGGGCGUGCGUGUGAGGAGGGCCGGGGGUGGAGGGUGCGGGUUGAAGAACGACCUGCACUCUGCUACUCCGAGUCCCUCCGCCAACCUUUCGUGGUACCCUGAACCCCCACAAGGGGGCAACAGAAUGGGAGAAACUAAUUCUUUGCACACACUGAAUGUUAUUUAUUUUCUUCCAUUGAAUUGAAGAUGGAUAUUAGUAUUACAACUCAAAUAUAUUAUUAUUUUGUGAUGAUAAGGAAAUGCAUUUAUGGUGAGUUGGCAAGAAACGCUGGCUGUAUUGCAGGUAAACAGUGCAUAUGCUAAUAUGUAAAUGUGUUUGAUUUGUGUGGCCCUCAGUGAAGAUGCUGACAGAGCCGGUACUUGCGGAGUUGUACUGGGCUGAUGGGUGUGCAUGAACGCGUGUGCUUGAGAGCAUGCCUGUGUGUCUGAAUGCAUCCUUUGUGUUUUUCCUAAAUGUCAAUUCGCCCAGAGAAAUUGUCUACAAGAUGAAUAUUGUAACAUACGGACACAAAUGGCAAUAAAUAUUAGUCAAAAUAUAGAUUGAGGUACAAAGGGGACAUAUAAAUACAAAUUCUUUUUUAAAAAGAAAUGUAUAUAACUUAAGUUGUUGGUAGUGCUUCCCGUGUUUGGUGCUACAGUAGGUUGUGCUUUUUUGUACAGUACUUGUGUCAGUACUCCCAACAGCAUGACCAAUAUGAAACUGAAGUAUAUAUAUUUUUAUAUAUUUACUGCUGCAGACAAAUUCAAGUAGUUUUCUUGAUUUGUUGUGUUGUUUAAAACCAACACAACUCGAGCAGUAUAAUAUUUGAGUUCUUUAUAGAAUGAAAAAACCAAACAAGGAAGUAGAGUAACAGUCCACCAGCAUCUUAACGUUCUCCUAAUCUGCGCCAGUGGAACAGUAUGAAGUCAUGGCGUGCUGUGACUGUAGCUGAAAGCUAAGCACUGAAAUGUGCUCAGUUUAACUGCAGCCAGGAUGAAUUCUGCAUCGCCACUGUGUCAUUCUCGCAUUUCAUAAUUGCUGCCAGCACCACUUUAAUUUUUAAUCAGGGAAGCUGUGGCCCCUUACAGGUCUGAUAUUGCACAGUGUGUAAUCCCUCCUCCAUUUCGACAGCCCUAUCAAUUGGAGGGUUUAAAUUAAAUGGAAAAUUCUGACCAUGAGUCACCAAUACACAUAGCCCUAGUUGCAUUUCAUAUAAAUGUGUAGCCUUUGGAAUUCAGUCGAAUACAACAAUAUUUUUUUGGAACACAAUACUUGUUUCCACAAACAUUUACAGAUAUAAGGGGGGGGAAAGACUUCUUAAUAAUGACAUGUCUGGAGUCAGUUUUGAACUACAGUGUAAAACCCUUCAGCCACUCAGUGGAAGAAACAUUGUGGUUUGUUUGGUGAAACGAGAGAAGCAGGAUUUGAUUUUAGAAAUGACAUUCCAUCUUAAACUAGUUACAGCCAAAAGGACACAUUCAAAGCGCGAAACCGCGUCGUCGUUAAGAGGCGGGAACACAAAAUUUACUGUCAUUUCCAUAAGGCAUGAUAUUGAAGGGGAUCAUAAGCUGUAGUGAUGUGUACUAGUCGUCUGACGCCAUUCGUACCGACUCGAGGUAAAGCGGGUACUCCCCCAACAGGUGGCGUGUGACAUUGCAGCAGCUCCACUGAUCUCUUUCUGUGCAACCGAAGCUAAACAGGUUUUCAGAGUGCUGUGAAAUCUUACAUUCAUUUUCAUCCAUAAAUAAGCUUUCAACUACAGCAUGGUACUUUGGGAAUGUUUUCUCUUUCUGAGAAAUAUGGGUUUCAGAAUCAGUUAAGCUUUUUGAAAUGUGCAUCUUAUUAGUGGACAGUUUUUUGCCCAACACACUUUUUGAACAUUGGGAAUGUUGUGCCUGGGGGUAGUCCAGAGGCAACUCCCAUCAAGGGGUACUACAUUUUGCUGCUGAGCUAUGUUUUAUGCAAAAAGAUGUUUCUGAAAUAAAGAAUGUAUACACACCCA